CUGGCCCCUUUUGCUUUCCUUCCCGUCCCCUCCUCUGACCCUAACGCCAGAGUCGCGGGUCCUGCAGUGUCCCAGCAGCAGCACGUAUAACUUGCUCGGCGGGUAACUUACUCGACUUCGGAGUUCUUUUAACUCUUCAGGUAGAUUUCAAAUCCUCUAGAAGCCAAAAUGGAACACAGUAAACAGAUUCGAAUUUUAAUUCUAAACGAAAUGGAAAAGCUGGAAAGGACCCUCUUCAGACUCGAACAAGGGUUCGAACUACAGUUUCGACUGGGCCCAACUUUACAGGGAAAAGCAGUUACUGUGUAUACAAAUUACCCAUUUCCUGGAGAAACAUUUAAUCGAGGAAAAUUUCACCCCCUGGGUUGGGAAAAUCCAACUGAAAGAGAAGAUGAUUCUGAUAAAUACUGUAAACUUAACCUGCAGCAGUCUGGUUCAUUUCAGUACUAUUUCCUUCAAGGAAAUGAGAAAAGUGGUGGAGGUUACAUAGUUGUGGAUCCCAUUUUAUAUGUUGGCACUGAUAAUCACGUCUUACCCUUGGACUGUGUUACCCUCCAGACAUUUUUAGCCAAGUGUUUGGGACCUUUUGAUGAAUGGGAAAGCAGACUGAGGGUUGCCAAAGAGUCAGGUUACAACAUGAUUCAUUUCACCCCAUUGCAGACUCUUGGACUAUCUAGAUCGUGCUACUCCCUUGCCAAUCAGUUAGAAUUAAAUCCUGACUUUUCAAGACCUAAUAAAAAGUACACCUGGACUGAUAUUGGACAGCUGGUAGAAAAACUGAAAAAGGAAUGGAAUAUUCUUUGUAUUACUGAUGUUGUUUACAAUCAUACUGCUGCUAAUAGUAAAUGGCUCCAGGAACAUCCAGAAUGUGCAUAUAAUCUUGUGAAUUCUCCACACUUAAAACCUGCCUGGGUCUUAGACAGAGCAUUAUGGCAUUUCUCCUGUGCUGUCGCAGAAGGGAAAUACAAAGAGAAAGGAGUACCUGCUCUGAUUGAAAAUGAUCAGCACAUGAAUUGCAUUCGAAAAGUAAUCUGGGAGGAUAUUUUUCCAAAGAUUCAGCUCUGGGAAUUUUUCCAAGUAGAUGUUUACAAAGCAGUUGAGCAAUUUAAAAGACUACUUACACAAGAAAAUAAGAGGGUAACCAAGUCUGAUCCAAACCAACAUCUUACGAUUAUUCAGGAUCCUGAAUACAAACGGCUUGGCUGUACUGUAGAUAUGAACAUUGCACUAAGGACUUUCAUACCACAUGACAAAGGGCCCGCUGCAAUUGAAGAAUGCUGUAAUUGGUUCCGUAAAAGAAUUGAAGAAUUAAAUUUAGAGAAGCAUCAACUCAUGAACUAUCAUCAGGAGCAGGCAGUUAAUUGCCUUUUGGGAAAUGUGUUUUAUGAACGAAUGGCUGGCCAUGGUCCUAAACUAGGACCUGUCACGAGAAAACAUCCUUUGGUUACCAGGUAUUUUACUUUCCCCUUUGAAGAAAUGGCCUUCUCUACGGAAGAAUCUAUGAUUCAUGUUCCAAAUAAAGCUUGUUUUCUGAUGGCACAUAAUGGAUGGGUAAUGGGAGAUGAUCCUCUUCGAAAUUUUGCUGAACCAGGUUCAGAAGUUUAUUUAAGGAGAGAACUUAUUUGCUGGGGAGACAGUGUCAAAUUACGCUAUGGAAAUAAACCAGAGGAUUGUCCUUAUCUCUGGGCACACAUGAAAAAAUACACUGAAAUAACUGCAACUUAUUUCCAAGGAGUGCGUCUUGAUAACUGCCACUCAACACCUCUCCAUGUCGCUGAGUACAUGUUGGAUGCUGCUAGGAAACUGCAACCCAAUUUAUAUGUAGUAGCUGAACUGUUCACAGGAAGUGAAGACCUGGACAAUAUCUUCGUUACUAGACUGGGCAUUAGUUCCCUAAUAAGAGAGGCAAUGAGCGCCUCUGACAGUCACGAAGAGGGCCGACUAGUUUACCGAUACGGGGGAGAACCUGUUGGAUCCUUUGUUCAGCCCUGUUUGAGGCCUUUGAUGCCAGCUAUCGCACAUGCCCUGUUUAUGGAUAUUACCCAUGAUAAUGAGUGUCCCAUCGUGCACAGAUCAGCGUACGAUGCUCUCCCAAGUUCCACAGUUGUUUCCAUGGCGUGUUGUGCCAGUGGAAGCACGAGAGGCUAUGAUGAAUUAGUACCUCAUCAGAUUUCAGUGGUUUCUGAAGAAAGAUUUUACACGAAGUGGAAUCCUGGAGCAUUGCCAUCAAAUACAGGUGAAGUUAAUUUCCAGAGUGGCAUUAUUGCAGCCAGGUGUGCUAUCAAUAAACUUCAUCAAGAGCUUGGAGCCAAGGGUUUUAUUCAGGUGUAUGUGGAUCAAGUUGAUGAAGACAUAGUGGCAGUAACAAGACACUCGCCUAGUAUCCAUCAGUCUGUUGUUGCUGUAUCUAGAACUGCUUUCAGAAAUCCUAAGACGUCAUUUUAUAGCAAGGAAGUGCCUCAAAUGUGCAUCCCUGGCAAAGUUGAAGAAGUAGUUCUUGAAGCUAGAACUAUUGAGAGAAAUACAAAUCCUUAUAGGAAGAAUGAGAAUUCAAUCAAUGGAAUGCCAAAUAUCACAGUAGAAAUCAGAGAACACAUUCAGCUUAAUGAAAGUAAAAUUGUGAAACAAGCUGGAGUUGCCACAAAAGGGCCCAAUGAAUAUAUUCAAGAAAUAGAAUUUGAAAACUUGUCUCCAGGAAGUGUUAUUAUAUUCAGAGUUAGUCUUGAUCCACAUGCACAAGUCGCUGUUGGAAUUCUUCGAAAUCAUCUAACACAGUUCAGUCCUCACUUUAAAUCUGGAAGCCUUGCAGUUGAAAACUCAGAUCCUAUAUUAAAAAUUCCUUUUGCAUCUAUUGCCUCUAAAUUAACUUUGGCUGAACUGAAUCAAGUACUAUACCGAUGUGAAUCAGAAGAACAGGAAGAUGGUGGAGGGUGCUAUAACAUACCAAAUUGGUCAGCCCUUAAAUACGCAGGUCUCCAAGGAUUAAUGUCUGUACUGGCAGAAAUAAGACCAAAGAAUGACCUGGGGCAUCCUUUUUGUGAUAAUUUGAGAUCUGGAGAUUGGAUGAUUGACUAUGUCAGUAGCCGGCUCAUUUCAAGAUCAGGAACUAUUGCUGAGGUUGGCAAAUGGUUGCAGGCCAUGUUCUUCUACCUGAAGCAGAUCCCACGUUACCUUAUCCCAUGUUACUUUGAUGCUAUAUUAAUUGGUGCAUAUACCACUCUUCUGGAUAUAGCAUGGAAGCAGAUGUCAAGCUUUGUUCAGAAUGGUUCGACCUUUGUGAAACACCUUUCGCUGGGUUCAGUUCAAAUGUGUGGAGUGGGAAAAUUCCCUUCUCUGCCACUCCUUUCCCCUUCACUUGUAGAUGUACCGUACAGGCUAAAUGAAAUCACAAAAGAAAAGGAGCAAUGCUGCGUUUCUCUGGCCGCAGGCUUGCCUCAUUUUUCUUCUGGUCUUUUCCGCUGCUGGGGAAGGGAUACUUUUAUUGCACUUAGAGGCACACUGCUGAUUACUGGACGCUAUCUAGAGGCCAGGAAUAUUAUUUUAGCAUUUGCUGGUACCCUGAGGCAUGGUCUCAUUCCUAAUCUCCUCGGUGAAGGAACGCAUGCCAGAUACAAUUGCCGGGAUGCUGUGUGGUGGUGGCUGCAGUGUAUUCAAGAUUACUGCAGAAUGGUUCCCAAUGGUCUUGACAUCCUCAGGUGCCCGGUAUCCAGAAUGUAUCCUACAGAUGAUUCUGCUCCUUUGCCUGCUGGCAUACAGGAUCAGCCACUGUUUGAAGUAAUACAGGAAGUCAUGCAAAGACACCUGCAGGGCAUACAGUUCCGGGAAAGGAAUGCCGGUCCGCAGAUCGAUCGGAACAUGAAGGAUGAAGGGUUUAAUAUAACUGCAGGGGUUGAUGAAGAAACAGGAUUUAUUUAUGGUGGAAAUCGCUUUAAUUGUGGCACAUGGAUGGAUAAAAUGGGAGAAAGUGACCGAGCUAGAAACAGAGGAAUCCCAGCCACACCAAGAGAUGGGUCUGCUGUGGAAAUUGUGGGCCUGAGUAAAUCUGCUGUUCGUUGGUUGCUCGAAUUAUCCAGAAAAAACAUUUUCCCUUAUCAUGAAGUCACAGUUAAAAGACAUGGAAAACAAGUAACGGUCUCAUAUGAUGAAUGGAACAGAAAAAUACAAGACAACUUUGAAAAGCUAUUUCAUGUUUCAGAAGACCCCUCAGAUUCAAUUGAAAAGCACCCAGAUCUGGUUCACAAGCGUGGCAUAUACAAAGACAGUUACGGCGCUUCCUGUCCCUGGUGUGACUACCAGCUAAGGCCUAAUUUUACCAUAGCAAUGGUCGUGGCCCCUGAGCUCUUUACUGUAGAAAAAGCCUGGAAAGCUUUGGAGAUUGCAGAGAAAAAAUUGCUUGGUCCCCUUGGUAUGAAAACUUUAGAUCCAGAUGAUAUGGUUUACUGUGGAGUUUAUGACAACGCCUUAGACGAUGACAACUAUAAUCUUGCUAAAGGUUUCAAUUAUCACCAAGGACCUGAGUGGCUGUGGCCUGUUGGGUAUUUUCUUCGUGCAAAAUUAUAUUUUUCCCGAAUGAUGGGUCCAGAAACUAGUGCAAAGACUAUAUUUUUGGUUAAAAAUGUUCUUUCUCGACAUUAUGUUCAUCUUGAGAGAUCCCCUUGGAAAGGACUUCCAGAACUGACCAAUGAGAAUGGCCAGUACUGUCCUUUCAGCUGUGAAACACAAGCCUGGUCAAUUGCUACUGUUCUUGAGACACUUUAUGAUUUAUAAUUGGUUCAUGGAUAUUUAUUAAGUAUGCAGUCGCUUAUGGAAUACAAGGUCAUAAGAUAAUACAAAUGCCUUAUAUACACAGACUCAAGUCAUCUUAAAAAUCUCAUUUAUUAUAAUAUCGAUGCCCAAUUAGGUAAGAUUAUGAAAGCAUUGAUUUUUUGGUUUUUUGAGGGUUUUUCAAAAAUGUACAGAGGUAGCUUUCCAUUAGAAUCAAGAAGACACAUUAUAAUUACCAAUGGAAGGUUUCCUUUUGAGUUCAGUAAAUAUUCUAAAAUGCCUAGAAAUGAAUUUGAAAAGGAGCCAUCACCUAAUCUAUUUGUACA
Otolemur garnettii (small-eared galago) is the source of this 5090-nucleotide messenger RNA. RefSeq names its product amylo-alpha-1, 6-glucosidase, 4-alpha-glucanotransferase (gene AGL). NCBI's taxonomy places the organism in Eukaryota, Metazoa, Chordata, Mammalia, Primates, Galagidae. Bases 169 to 4767 code for a protein of 1532 amino acids. The record is from RefSeq and is a predicted model, not a curated record. The transcript is spliced from 34 exons. Gene Ontology annotation, biological process: glycogen biosynthetic process; glycogen catabolic process. Gene Ontology annotation, molecular function: amylo-alpha-1,6-glucosidase activity; 4-alpha-glucanotransferase activity.